Messenger RNA from Dreissena polymorpha, 4781 nucleotides. RefSeq names its product nose resistant to fluoxetine protein 6-like. Gene Ontology annotation, molecular function: acyltransferase activity, transferring groups other than amino-acyl groups. The record is from RefSeq and is a predicted model, not a curated record. NCBI's taxonomy places the organism in Eukaryota, Metazoa, Mollusca, Bivalvia, Myida, Dreissenidae. The coding region runs from base 399 to 2699 and encodes 766 amino acids. The transcript has a single exon.
UGCAUAUAACACUAACCAUAAACAACAUACUAAGUUCAAAUUGUCAACUCUGUUACAAUCUCAGUGGCAUGUGGACGUACGUUUCAUUAAAUCUUGUAACCUGCAAGAAAUUCACGUGUUUCAGUGAAACUUUAAAUUAACAUUCUACAAUCUUUUUAUUAUAUCCAAGUCCUUCAUCUAGAUAUUAGAAAACCUGCAAUUUUAUUAAGUCAUAAUCUAUGACAUUUGCAUGAAUGUAUUUAUAGAUAUGACCUGCAUUCAAGUGAUUGUCACAUGAAAUAUAUCGAUAUGAGAGAGUUUCUGAGGGCAUUCGGGGAAAACAGACGAACAGAGCAGUAUUGGAGUGUAACACUGUGAAAUAAUAUUUAGUACGUAGUCAGCGACACAAAAGUGAAAUAAUGAUUCUUCUGGGUAAACUUUUCACUGUCUGUUUGGCAUUUACAUAUGUAAGAAGUGAGACGGAGAUUGAUUUGACAAAUGUAGGUCUACCUGUUAAAUUUCCACUUAAUGCUGGAGACAGGCUGAAUGUGGAACUUUUUGUACAUUUAAGAAAAGCACUGACAACACUGAAAGAAAGUGCUAUAGACUCUGGACAGUUUCUGCAUGAUGUAAAAUCCACAGCAGUCGGACAACAAUGCGCUGAAGAUGUUGGGUAUCUGUUUAAUGAUACAAGUGUACUGAUGCUGUAUUUGGAUGCUUUCGGCAAAGAUGCGGAUGGUCUUUUACAACAGAACUGGUUUUGGGCUGGCGACAUGAAAGAAUGUUCAAACAUUCCAGCUGUAUAUAACAAUAUAACAAAACAUAUGAUUUUAAGUAGGUAUAUGGUCGUGGCUUUCUAUUGGAAUGCACAGCCAGUUUUCAAAAAUACCGGUAAGACCAUCGUGACGGGAGUCUGUGUUCCAAGAUCAUGCAAUGAAUCAGAUGUUCCACAGGUUGUUAAUUAUGGCAUUCAUAAGUAUGUACCGAAUUUAACAGCAGUCUUGUCAGUUAAGGCGGAUAAUAAAAAACUGGACAUCGGAGCUGUAACGUUUCUUUCAAUAACUGGAGUGCUAUGCGCUGUAAUCCUGAUAGCAACUAUAGUGGAUUAUGUUGUGUCAGACAAUGGUCCAGUGAAUGUUAUCAAUAAGACAGAACAUGAGACGUCGGAACUUCCGUAUAGUGAGCACCACGAUGAUCGGUCAAGGUUACUGUCAGGGGAUCUUUUUGCUUCAAAUGACACUGAACUCUCUGCACAGUUUUCCAGGAUGACAUUUUUUAAGGUUGUGCAAAUAUUUUCUGUGUAUACCAAUGGUAAGAAGUUAUUUGGAACCGAGACUGCAGUUGGGCCGUUGUCAUGUCUGAAUGGUAUGCGAGUUGUAAGCAUGUGGUGGGUAAUCACUGGACACACCUAUGCAUUUGUUAAUACAUUUGUGGACAAUAAUUUAGAAGCAGCAAAGCUCAUUACCAGGUUUAGUUUCCAGCCAAUUCUCAACGGUUCUUUCUCAGUUGACACCUUCUUUUUUCUGAGUGGAUUACUCGUCACAUACCUUGCCGUGAAGGAGAUCAAGGAGAAAAGGGUGUUUAGUUGGGUUUAUUAUGUUUUUCAUCGCUAUUGGCGACUGACUCCCAUCUAUGCAUUUGUGAUAUUUUAUUAUGCGUAUGUAUAUAUUUUCACAGUAAAUGGACCCUGGCACUUUCUGUUCAACCUACCCGAUAAUGGACUAAUUGAUUACAGGCGUGGUCUGGACCUUUGCAAAAAAUACUGGUGGACCAAUUUGCUCUACAUCAACAACUUUUAUCCAAACAACGGCAGCCUUUCUGGUACAUGUCUGGGUUGGGGAUGGUAUUUAGCAAACGAUAUGCAGUUUUACAUUAUCAUCGGUCCACUGUUGCUACUUCCAAUUUGGAUUACUUACAUAUAUCAGCACAAAAUCACAGACAUCACUAAGAAAGUUCUCAGACUGACGUCGUUAAUUGUUGCAGUGGUAUUGGUAAUUGCAUGCGUAGCUAUACGGUUCGGACUGACAUACUACUAUGGUAUUUUUGACUUAUUUCUAGGACAGCCCACUAAGCAUAAAGACGAAGCCUACGCUAUAAGCGGUCCCUUGUAUGUCCGCCCAUACGCACGGUGCUCAGUGUAUGUCAUAGGAAUGUUGACUGGGUAUGUCCUUGCCUCUAAAAGAAACCGCAUUGUUAUUCAUCGUUUGCUUGCGUUCAUUGGUUGGUGUUUCGCUUUUGGAGUGGGCCUCGCUGUCAUCUAUGGACAAUAUUACUAUUAUCACCGUCUGUUGGAGCCGAAUCCCCCACAUAUGACCCAGCUUCAGUCUGCUUUUUAUAUAUCGCUCAGUCGCACCGCGUGGGCGCUGUGCCUCGCCUGGGUUGUUUUCGCAUGUGUUGCCGGCAAAGGUGGGGCAAUCAAUGACAUCCUCUCCUGGAAAAUAUGGGCACCUCUAGGACGUCUGACUUACGCUGCAUACCUGGUACACCCUAUAGUGAUCUUUACCUACUAUUUGUCGCUGCCCAAAGCUAUUCACUUCUCGGACAUUGAGAUGGUGUCCAUCUGUGUUUCAAUGUUGGUGGUGUCGUAUGUGGUUGCUUUCGUUGUUUCUAUGAUUGUGGAAGCCCCCAUGAUUCAGCUAGAGAAAUUCUUGCUUCCACGUCUAAAGAUAAGGGCUAGAAUUCAGAAUAGAUUCCCAAAUUUGUUAUCUGGAAGUGACUAACGUUAUAUGUUGAAUGUGAAUUAUUUUAACCUCUAUAAUUUCCAGGUUUUCUAACGAUAUAUAUGUAAUGGCAUACCUUGGAAACGAAGACUGCCAUAGAAACGUUUGCUUAUUUUAGGGAAUGAUGUCGUUGCACAGAUUUCACGCCACUUACCUUUUGCGUUAUAGAUCUUUGAUUUAAGCUCAUGUACUGUCUUUAAAAAAUGUGUUUACUCUCAGUAUGUAAAUAAUUUUACGAAUUAUAUGUUGUGUUUGGUCCCUUUCUAACUCACAUUUAUAUUCAAUAUUAUUUUCAUAUAAUCUUUCUCUUGUAAUCAAUUUCCUUUUUCUUAUUUUAUUACGAAUUUAAAGCUUAGUAAAAUCUUCAUUGUAAAUCCCUAUUUUUCCGUUUGAAUCUCACCAUACUUUACAGAUCUGAUGGGUAUUUAUAAGGUAUUCUUCCUCGCUAUUGUCGUACAAAGACAAUUAAAAGCGCAUCGAAGCAUGUCCCUAUUUAACAGGUCGUUUAAAUAAAUAAAUAUGCGUUUUAAACGGAUGUUUUGCUCUCGUUUUGUACUGAGACAAUACUACGAUUGUGAUAAAAAUUACAAUUUAGCGUUGUAACGAAAUAAACAUCUAUAUUAUACAAUAUGUAGUGUGCUUCUAGCAGAAUAAUGAGACCAAGGAUUGCAUUAUGUGAUUGUGUUACACUGUGAUGUAAACAUGGCUUCCAGAAACAUUAUUAUGACAUACAUUAAAUUUGUAUUAAAUCUGAAUGAUUAUAUAAGUAUGUAAAUGUCUUUCUAUGUUCAGUACAACUUUUGUUAACGAUUAAUAAAUAUAACACUUUAAAUACUUGAAUGCUGUAUGCUAUUUACGUUAUUUUGCUAUGAAAACUAGAGACACUUAGAGGUAGAUGUACGAAGAGAACAUUGUUUAGUGAAAAUUGUAUGUCCAUGUUCACAAACUAUGUUUUUGUUGUUUUUUUGCUGUGAUUUAAACGAUAUGUUGUAUGAAUAGUAAUUUAUCUUAUAACCAGGAUUACCAAAAUAGUCAGAUUUUUAGAUCAACAUGUUGUUUUUUUUGUAAAUUUAUUCUCAAAAGUAAAAUAACCAUGUAUGUUUUAGCUUUGUGUAUUAAUUAAACAUGUUUAAUGUUUCCAGAAGAUUAUGUUUGCUCCUUGUUACUAUUUAAUAUUGUCUCAUAGACGUCAUGUAUUGUGAACGUAAUAUACUGGAAAAUGUUUUGUAUUGUGCCUUGAAAUCCCAAAUGUUGUAUUAUAUAUAUGUAUAUGUGUGUAAAUGCCAUAUUGGCCAUAUUGCAAACAAUUUUAAUAAAAAACUAUUGUAAAUCAGUAUAUUCUCACACCUGUAAAUGCGUCGGAUAGGUUAGAUAUUUUCAGUGAAACAACGUAUGGUGAUCCCUUAUCAAUUUUGUUCAAGUUAAUGAACGUGACCCUGGUUAAAAAUUUCCCCACCCCAUGAUAGUAACUUAUAUCCCUAUUUAGUGAAAACUUAAAAAAGCUCCCCUGAAACCGCAACGAUCAGAGGUUUUAGUAUUUGGCAAGUAACAUCGCCUAGUGGUCCUUAAGCAAGUGUAUUCAAAUCAUGCACCUGGUGUCAAAUCCGCUUCUUCCUGGUGGUAACUUGUUUCCAUUCAAAAACAUUCUCCUGUAAAACCGCAAGGCGAAGAGGUUUGGGAAUUAUUUAUAGCAUAAAACGGUAUUCCGGUCAUUUUUUGUAAAAUCUAACGGCAGUCCGGUAAUUGUUAUGUAACAUCAAUCGGUAGUCCGGUAAUUGUUUUGUAACAUCAAACGGUAGUCCGGUAAUUGUUUCGUUGCAUAAAACGGUAGUCCUCUAUCGAGUUUAUUGAAAUCAUGCCCUUGCCUCUUGUUUUUUACGAGUUGUUUUGACCGACAUAUGCGCGUGUCAACCAAAGGCUGUUGAUAUGGGCACUUAUAUUUGAAACUUUUCAGUUGAAUAUUUUUAUAUUUUCCCAUUUUUGUUUUCUGUAUGUUUUGUAUUAACUAUUCUCUUUAUCAAAACUAUUUAAUAUUUUUUCUUGUGUAUUGUUUUCUUUGACAAAUAAAAUAAAAUGAUUUGA